Molecule: messenger RNA, 3918 nt
Organism: Apodemus sylvaticus (European woodmouse)
Lineage: Eukaryota; Metazoa; Chordata; Mammalia; Rodentia; Muridae
Gene: P2ry6
Product: pyrimidinergic receptor P2Y6
Exons: 3
Coding region: 2419-3426 (335 amino acids)
Biological process (GO): cellular response to pyrimidine ribonucleotide; G protein-coupled receptor signaling pathway
Cellular component (GO): plasma membrane
Molecular function (GO): G protein-coupled ADP receptor activity; G protein-coupled UDP receptor activity; G protein-coupled UTP receptor activity
Source: RefSeq, a predicted model, not a curated record
GAGGCACAAUCUAAUUGGUUACCUCCAAAAGCAGUCACUGGUGAGGUGUCUGGAGGAUGCUCUGAUGGCCAGCUCUGGGUCAGAUGGAGUAAGAUCAGCACUCUAGGAAGAAGCACUGGGCAGGCAGAUGUUCCUCCCCAGGUGUGCAGGAAUUUGGUGGGCAGCCCAGGUCUGUCAGGAAGCUCUGCUUCAGCGAACGUCCUGCAUAUUAGGCUACCCAUGGAUACGGGGAGAUUCCUUCUAGUUGGUUCUGAAAACUCCCUGAAGGAAACAGCUCUCAUGGAGAUCUGUAACUAAUAGAGAGCGAGCCUACAGCUGCUUUCUCUGUCACCCCAGAUCCGCCAGGCCAGCCCAGCCACGGUGCUGUAGUGAUGUAGACUCUUGAGUUCCUAGCCAGUGGCCAUUCCUCUGUCUAUCUACCUUGGGCUAGCCUCUGUGUCUUUCUCAUUCUGAGGGGAUAAUGACAGUCCUAUCUCACGGGGGCUUUGUGAGGCUUGAAUGGGCACAUGAUGGUCCAUUUUAGUUUGUCUCCUCGCUAGUCUCUGCCUUUUCUAGCCAUUGCUGCUGGGACACUGGUGUCACCCACUCUCCUCACCACCUUCAAGGGCCUCGCCCGGCCUCUGCCGGGUCUGCUCAUGCUGCUUGAAAUACCCUUGGCCUCUUGAUUCCCUUGACUAUUUCCUUGCCACUUGCCCCUUGGUAAGGUUUCCGUGCCUGCAGAAUCCCUUCCUGAUUAAGGACUCACAUUGAUGUCUGCUUAGGAUUGCAGAAAGUGUCCCUGUCCACAUUAAGCUCCUACGGGCAGGACCUGCUUGUCUUCUCGGUGUCUUCUUUUGUGGAGUCUGCCAGCUAUCAACAGGAGAGGGCAGGCUGGGAAGAAAGAGGAGCACAGCUGCUCCCAGGAACUGAGAGCAGAUCGGGCUUGGAGAUCCUGUUUGCGUGCGUGCGUGCGUGCGAAACAGCCGGGUGGGUGCUAAGAAGGGAGAAGUCAGCAGGCCUAGGUUCAGUGGAACUCUGGGAAGCUAGAGGCAGCCAGGAAGAUAAGUGACGACGAUGUCAGGUUUUUGCUGAGCCAGGUCUGCUGGCUCAUGGACAGAGGAUGAGCUGACAAACGGAAACAGAGGACUAGCAGAGAUUGCGGGUUGGUGUGGAGCAAAGCCUCAACUCUCCCAACAAGAAAAAGGCAAUGAGUGGACUCCGGUGGCCUCAUCUUCAUAGGACUGUAGGACAUUUUUCUUUUGGACAGGCUGGCCUCAGUCUCAUUCUGUAGCUGAGGCUAAUCUUGAACUCAGGAUCCUCCUCCUGCUCCCUCUUAAGCGUAAGGAUUGCAGCUGUAAGCCACCAUGCACCGUGGAUGCAGUGCUAGAGUUCAAACCCAGGGCUCCACGAACACUGGACACGCAGCACUGAGCUGCAUCUGAUCUGCAUAGUAACUAUCUUCCCCAGGCCGCUCCACAGACCCUCUCAGCCCUUACCCCACCCUGCACAGGGUCCAGAUCAACCAAAGACCAGAUGUUCAGGGACUUGGUCAAGUUUGUAGGCUCUGAAACCAGAGCACACAUGGCCACCCUGGGGACCUGGGGGAUGCAAGACCAGGACACAGCACAGCUGAGCAGUGUUGAUGAAACAUCCCACGCCAAGGGACUGGGUGUGACUCUGAGCUCUACCACCCAGGAAGGAACCAGAUGAUGCCCACAGCACUCUGGAACAGAUGGCACAGGGUUCCUUCCUGUUUUGGCCAGUUCGCCCUGGUGUUGCUGAGACACAGCCCAUCAUGUGUGCCCCUUGGGAGCCAUGCUGGACACCAGGGCAAGGAGGGGCCAGAGGCUGCUACCGUGUAGACUCGGCCGCACCCAGCAGAAUGAAGUCUUUGGGGUUCAUGGACCAACUGCUCUGACACCCACCCCUGCAACCGGAUGGCUGUGCUGUCCCGGAACCAAAUGCCUUUUCUCUCUUGGACUCAACCCUGUCCUGCAAACGUAGAUGCAGUGAGAACUCAUGAAUUCUAAGGGCAUCCUCUACUGUCAUUGAUGGGGUGACCUAUAAGGGCUGAAGGGGACCAAGUCCUAAAAUCCCAGAAGUUCCCAGAAACCCCAGCCAGUACCUUGCUUCUCUAAGAGUGGAUCACCAGACCAAAGUAUCAGGAGGUGAUGGGACACAGAGAUAAACUGUGACUGAGAGAAGAUGGCUCUCCAAAGUGGCAUUCAGGCUGAGGACGUCGGCGCUUCCUUCAGCGAGCUCUGUGUGUGUGUGCACUGUCCACAGGGGUAAACUGAGAGCCACCAGAGCUCUCUGUCCUGGACCCAGCCUGCCUUGAAACAACAAGGAGCACCAAAUCUUGUACUUCCUCCCAAAACGUCUUCUUCCAUCUUGCAUGGGACAGAGUCUCCAAGUAUAGGAAAAAGCAGAGCGCCCGUUAUGGAGCGGGACAAUGGCACCAUCCAGGGUCCAGGCUUGCCGCCCACCACCUGCGUCUACCGUGAGGAUUUCAAGCGACUGCUGCUAGCCCCAGUAUACUCAGUGGUGCUGGUGGUCGGCCUGCCACUGAACAUCUGUGUCAUUGCCCAGAUCUGCGCAUCCCGCCGGACCCUGACCCGGUCCGCUGUGUACACCCUGAACCUGGCACUGGCGGACCUCCUGUAUGCCUGUUCACUGCCCCUACUUAUCUAUAACUAUGCCAGAGGGGACCACUGGCCCUUCGGAGACCUCACCUGCCGCUUCGUACGCUUCCUCUUCUAUGCCAACCUACACGGCAGCAUCCUGUUUCUCACCUGCAUUAGUUUCCAGCGCUACCUGGGCAUCUGCCAUCCCCUGGCUUCCUGGCACAAACGGGGAGGUCGCCGUGCUGCUUGGGUGGUCUGCGGAGUCGUGUGGCUCGUUGUGACAGCCCAGUGUCUGCCCACGGCCGUCUUUGCCGCCACGGGCAUCCAGCGCAACCGCACGGUCUGCUACGACCUGAGCCCGCCCAUCCUAUCUACCCGCUACUUGCCCUAUGGGAUGGCCCUCACGGUCAUCGGCUUCGUGCUGCCCUUCACAGCCUUACUGGCCUGCUAUUGUCAGAUGGCCCGCCGCCUGUGUCGCCAGGAUGGCCCAGCAGGUCCUGUGGCCCAAGAGCGGCGCAGCAAGGCGGCCCGUAUGGCUGUGGUGGUGGCAGCUGUCUUUGUCAUCAGCUUCCUGCCUUUCCACAUCACCAAGACAGCCUACUUGGCUGUGCGCUCCACGCCCGGUGUCUCUUGCCCGGUGCUGGAGACCUUCGCUGCUGCCUACAAGGGCACAAGGCCCUUCGCCAGCGCCAACAGUGUUCUGGACCCCAUCCUCUUCUACUUCACACAGCAGAAGUUCCGGCGGCAGCCCCACGAUCUCCUACAGAAGCUCACAGCCAAGUGGCAGAGGCAGAGGGUCCAAGGCCCCAGCCUGAGGCACUGACUGCAAGGUGUUUUUCACUGGGGCCAUGACGUCUGAAGCUUUCUCUCAACCCCAAACCCUACAGAGAAGCAAAACUUGGCUCAACAUGCCCGGCCUCCAGAAUUUCUCCAUCAACCACAAAACUAAGACACCUGUGUUUGGGGGACUGGUCAAUUCAUGUUUGUUGUAUCAGAACUCAGGAUAUUGUGACAAGAUAAUGUUCCCGGCCAACCUGGUCUACACAGUAAAACCCCACGGUGAAACCCCUUCUCAGACAAUCAAGGGUUGGGCUAUAGCUUAGGAUGUGCUAGGCUCUGGAAUAGCACUGCAAAUUCCAACAAAGGUCUUCUCCCCUGACCUUCCUUGUGUUUGCAAGGUGGAGGGGACCGCUGGUGCCCCAUCAUGAACACAAGGGCACGGUCUCUUCUGUACAAGAAGCGGGAAAGAUCAUGAUCGUGUCCAUUUGCCAAGACUUUUGCAUAAGAGAGAAAUAAAUAUGUUUUUGUGGUUGGU